Momordica charantia (bitter melon) is the source of this 1433-nucleotide messenger RNA. Its product is annotated as ran-binding protein 1 homolog b. Gene Ontology annotation, biological process: nucleocytoplasmic transport. Gene Ontology annotation, cellular component: nuclear pore; cytoplasm. Lineage: Eukaryota; Viridiplantae; Streptophyta; Magnoliopsida; Cucurbitales; Cucurbitaceae. The record is from RefSeq and is a predicted model, not a curated record. Gene Ontology annotation, molecular function: GTPase activator activity.
UGAAAUCUUAAGACUGAAGUCAGGCUUCAUCUUCAUUCUCACUCAGUUCCUCACUCGCCUUUAUAAACCCUACUUUCUCCGCCUGCCUUCCCCGAAUUCCGAUCCAUUUCUUCGUCUUCCUUUCAAUUUCGCUUCCAAAUUCUUGACGAAACUAUCUCCCAUGGCCAGCACCGAUACCGAGCGCAGAGAAGAGGAGGAGGCUCCAGUUGGAGAGGAUGAAGAUACUGGAGCCCAAGUCGCCCCAAUCGUCAAGUUGGAGGCCGUCGCCGUCACCACUGGCGAAGAAGAUGAAGACGCUAUUCUUGAUCUGAAAUCCAAACUCUACCGAUUCGAUAAGGAUGGGAACCAAUGGAAGGAGAGGGGUGCUGGUACUGUCAAGUUUUUGAAACAUAAGGAGUCCGGCAAGGUUCGCCUUGUUAUGAGACAGUCUAAGACUCUCAAGAUCUGCGCUAACCAUCUUGUUCUUUCAUCAAUGUCGGUUCAAGAACACGCUGGAAAUGAGAAAUCGUGUGUGUGGCAUGCGACUGACUUUGCUGAUGGUGAAUUGAAAGAUGAGCUUUUUUGUAUCAGAUUCCCAUCUAUUGAGAACUGCAAGACCUUCAUGGAAACGUUCCAAGAAGUUGCGGAGUCCCAAAUGAAGAAAGAGGAAAAUAAAGAUGCAUCUGCAGCAGCUGGUCUACUUGAAAAGUUGAGCGUUGAAGAAGAAAAGAAAGCUGAGGACAAAUCUGAGGAUAAAUCUGAGGACACACCCGCAAAAUCCAAGGAAGAGGAUACUCCUGAGGGUGAGCCAGGAAAAUCAGAUGCAGAGAAGAGCAAAUAGGAGGAGGUUAUUUGCCCUUACAGAUAUAUCUGGUAGCAGAGACUACGAUGAGGUUGACGUCUCUUCCUUCCAUCCAUGUCUUGGUACGUUUAAACAUAGUCAAUUCUUGGAUUGGAUAACUUUUUGUGGGCUGGAGAACUGGGAGUCGUCUGAAUCAUACGUGGGUCAGUCGGUCAGUUGGUUGGAGUCGUUUUCUUCAUUUCCUUUCAAAAUGAGGUUGAUUUGUAGUCAGUGUGUGUCAAGUAGUCGUGUGGUGGCGGUUUGUGAAUCCUCAAAGUUGAAUAGCAGUUUUAGAAUACCAUGAAGUUUGUGCGCUGAAAAUACUGCAAAAGGGGUUGGAUUAGUAGCCAAACAAGAGUAAUUAUAUAUACACUUUUUGGUUUGAUUUGCUCAGUUCCGAUGAUUUUCAGCUUCCGGAUAAUGAGAAAAUUAUGCUCUGUCUUGUGGUGUGGUGUCUAUUAUUUAAGUUUUAGCUAUGUUCUAUUGUGCAGUGUGCUUGCAUUUUGACUGCUUUGCUUUAUAUUGUAUCAUCUGUUUUUGAGGAUGGUUUGUAUUGUAUUUCUCAGAGGUGGUGCUCACAUAAAUACAACAUCAAUGAUCGAUGUUUUUUUAA